UUCCUUACUGUACACGUGUCCACAGGGGUAUGCCUUAUAAUCAGCGAGAGCUCCGGAAAUACCGCAACCAUAGGAGGACCCAACGAGAACGGGAGUUACGAUUAUAGUCUCUUCCAGGUCAGUCUAACAUCAGAGCAGUUUCAGUUAUGUAUCCAUCGUUUUGAGGCAUGGAACGGCUGGAAAAACAAGUUCAAAGGUAAAAUUCUACCUGACGUCACCCCCUGCUGAGUAAACAGACGGCCGCGAUGGACUUCACAAAGGAGUCUUAGGAUGUGAACGUUUGGAUGAAUUUAUUGUAAUCAGAUUUGAAUAAUUAAAACAGACAAUGAAUUUACAUUCCUUGGCAGUUAUUGUUAACAUUAUCUACCACCAUAUCUAAUGUCCGUUUAAGAACAUUUAAUGGUUCUGAUGAUACAUACAAAAGGCAGCUAUAUUAUUUAUAUAUG
This is a messenger RNA of Zootermopsis nevadensis, 446 nucleotides long. NCBI's taxonomy places the organism in Eukaryota, Metazoa, Arthropoda, Insecta, Blattodea, Termopsidae. The record is from RefSeq and is a predicted model, not a curated record.